This is a messenger RNA of Fopius arisanus, 2174 nucleotides long. Its product is annotated as retinoid-inducible serine carboxypeptidase-like. Gene Ontology annotation, molecular function: serine-type carboxypeptidase activity. The transcript has 9 exons. NCBI's taxonomy places the organism in Eukaryota, Metazoa, Arthropoda, Insecta, Hymenoptera, Braconidae. The record is from RefSeq and is a predicted model, not a curated record. Gene Ontology annotation, biological process: proteolysis. The coding region runs from base 589 to 1848 and encodes 419 amino acids.
UAGAUUGAUGAACGAUAAAAGAUUUCAUGAUGUGGAAUCAAUAGAUAUCAGAAAACGAAAUUAUAGAAAAAUAAUUCUGCGAUAAGCAAAAAAUGUAAAUUGGCCAGGAACAAGUGUUCUGAUAUUCCGCGAGUUUGUCUUGCAUUUGAAUUUGCGAAUUUCAAGUAAUGAGUUAUUUUAUAGAUGGUAAUAAUCAAAUAUUUAAUUUUGAACUGAUAAGAUAAUUACGGAGUGGGUGCUUUUAGACUUUUAGCUUGCAGACCGCGAACUUCUCGUAUUUGAACGUGGUGGUAUCGAAAGAAGGAGAACCAUAUUUAAUCAUACCACUUGAAAGAACACGAGAUGAUAAUUCAUGGUUAUAAUCUGGGCUCAUGAAUACAUUAAUAAACUCAAAGAAUUUCCCACGUAAUGUAUCGCAGUCUAUUCGUCUUUAAAUACAAAGUGAUUAAAAAAAUGAUUGAAUAAAUAAUGAGAAGAAGGAUAUCUAUACCCUAGACCAAAUGUUCAAACAUUCGGCGAGCAUUUUGAGAUCGUAUAAAAGCACAGAAAUACGGCGAUGGAAUUAUCUCGUGGUGCUAUCAAUUAGACAUGACGCGAGUUUCAACAUUAAUUAGCUGCUUUCUAUUUUGUGCACUGGCUCAAGUGCAAGCUAAACCAGGAUACGGUGGAACUGACCAGGAAUGGGGAACAAUAGAAAUUCGUCCUGGUGCUCACGCCUUCUGGUGGUUGUACUAUGUCAAUCCUCCGUCAAAACCACCGAAUUUUGAUGUUUACAGUAGACCAUUAAUAAUAUGGCUGCAGGGAGGACCUGGUUUUGGUGCUUCUGGAAUUGGAAAUUUCCUCGAAAUCGGUCCAUUCGAUAUGAAUGGAAACCCUCGCAACACAACAUGGGUCAAUGACUACAACAUUCUUUUUGUCGAUGCACCAAUAGGCUCAGGUUUCAGUCAUGCUGAUUCCGAUAAAGUGUACAGUACCAGCGAUCGUGCAGUCGCUGAAGAUGUCAUCAGUGUUCUCAAGCACUUCCUGGAGACAUUCCCGACAUUUAAAAAAGUCCCAACAUACCUUGUGGGCCAGUCUUACGGAGGCAAAAUAGCAAUCCGUGUUGCGUGGGAAUUGUAUCAGGGGAGCCAAAAUUUCGAGCACAACCUCCGGGGCGUCGGACUCGGUAGUCCAGCAAUAUCAUCAUUGGAUACGUUAGAGGCUGUUCCAUCAUAUGCAUUUCAUCUGGGGUUUAUCGAUGCUAAGCAGAAAGAUGCAGUCCAAGAGGUGGUUGAUCAGAUAAAAAAACCCAUAGAGCAAGAAAGGUGGACAGAGGCGGUGGAUAAAUGUGGUGAUGUGUUGACAAAAUUGUGGGAGUAUACCGAGCCUUUUGAUUACACCAAUAUCCUCCAAAAACACAGCCCUGAUUGGCUCUUCAACAAGCGAAUCUUAGAAACUAACGCCUUCAUGAAUAAGAACGUAAGACCUGUGCUGAAUGUUACCGCUGACUUUGGAGCGCAAAUGGAUCAUGUGUUUGAAGCUCUUCUGCAGGCUUAUAUGAAACCUGCAAUCAAUUACGUCGGGAAACUUUUGAAUCAAACAAAUCUGAAAGUCAUUGUAUACAGCGGUCAGCUGGACUUCUCCGUUCCAAUUGCAUCAAUGGUCUCGUUGUUUGAUCAAAUAUUUGAGCAGGACAGUGGAUGGAGCAAUGCUAACAGAACUACUUUGGUUGUCGAUAAUAUGAUCGAAGGAUAUCAAAAACAUUAUCGCAAUUUCAGUCUCUACUGGGUCUUCCGCGCUGGGCAUUGGGCACCACCAGACAAUCCAUAUGCCCUUAGAAAAAUAUUGCAGCAAUUCAUUGGCUCCUGAAUGGAAAAUUCAACAGAUGUAUUUACUGAAGAAAUAGUUAUGUUUUUCAUUAUUAUAGGAAUAAUUUAUUCUGAUCCUCUCGGAGAACGAUAAAUAGAUCUCAGUAAUAUCAUCCAGUAUGGAAAUUUUAUAAUUAUGGGAAUGACCGCGCGGUCUGCGCUCUAUUCCGCUCGCGGUAACCCCCGGGACAGUUGAUCUGAAAGGUUCCUGUAGAUUUUAAAAUCGAUUGUCGAUAAUAUCUGGUCAAAAUGUACGGGAAUUUUCGUCUUAUCGACAGGGGCUAAUCCUUAAUUAACAAAAAAUAAUAAAUUGUUUAAUUUAUUCGA